Molecule: messenger RNA, 3263 nt
Organism: Chelmon rostratus (copperband butterflyfish)
Lineage: Eukaryota; Metazoa; Chordata; Actinopteri; Chaetodontiformes; Chaetodontidae
Gene: il17rel
Product: interleukin 17 receptor E-like
Exons: 18
Coding region: 262-1920 (552 amino acids)
Molecular function (GO): interleukin-17 receptor activity
Source: RefSeq, a predicted model, not a curated record
GUGUGCUUGGCUCUGCCCCAGCACACUACAAGCUGGAUUUGAUUACAUUCAGGACAAAAUAACCCCCCCCCCACCCCCCUCCCCAUCCAGCAACCUGCCCAGACCAGGUGACCCUCAUCUGGACCUGCCACUCCACCUGGCCUGAGGAGGAGAAGAGGAGAGGGGUUCGAAGAAGAAGAAGAAGAAGAACAACACCUGACAGAUUACAGGAGAAGAAGAGGAGCAGCAGGAGAAGUUUGUGUCUCGUGCUGGCUGGAGAAAAUGAUCCUGUGGCUUCUCCUGCUGAUGUCUCCCUGCUGUUUGGCUGUGAAUGGAGCUGCAGCAGGACUGGGGAGGAUAGAGCGAUGUGACACCAGGUGUUCUCAGGGUCUUCACUGCAAGACCAAGCCAGAUUAUUUGUUCCCUCCUCCGUGUCAGACCCCCGCUGACGGCCUCAGCACCUCCUCUGUGUUCCACAACGUCAGCCUCUCCACGGUCAUGAGUUGUGAGGGGAGGCAGAAGUGCUCGCUGCACCUCAGAAUAAAAACCGGGUUGCAUCUCGCUGAGUCCAUUCAUGGCGUGUCCAUCUGCACCGUCACCACAGGGAUGAUGUCCACCUGCCGAGUCGUCAGCUUCACGAGAGCGUCCAGACAAAGAAUGUCUGGGUUGCAGGUGGUGGUUGAGAAUGAUUGCACUGUCGUUUCUCCGGGCCAGAAAGUCAUGGUGACGGUGAAAACUGUGCUGAGCUACUGCGGCAUAGCCUGGACGGGCACCUAUGAAGCUCCAGACUGCAUCAGUGAAGAUUUGCAAAGACAUGUCCCAGAAUGCAUUACUGGGAGGCUGUCGUACGACGUGAACCCGCAGAGGAAGGAGCUGAGUGUCAGCGUGGCAGACAUGCUGGAAGACCACGACUACCACCUCCGUCUGUGCCAUAAGGAUUUCAUAUGCAUUGGCACAGGGGCAAAUACAGUGAUUAAGAAGGAGGAACUCGUGAAGAGCGCCACCCUUCCGUACUCCCGACCUUUGCCCUGCCUCUGCAUCGAGGGAUGGUCUGCUGUGAUGGACGCCCCCAGAGUCCAGGUCUGCCCCUUCAAAGAACGCCUCGAGGAGCUGUGGUUUGGAAUUACUUUCGACCCGCUGGAGGGGACGCUGUCGUGGGAGCCCGCCUGUCCGGUGACCGCCGUGGUCGCGUUGUGUCAGGAAGGCGAGGGCGGCGUCUGCGUGGAUCUGCCCAACGCAGCCCAGAAUGUCAGCAGAGAAAAGAUAGCGUUUACUAAAGUGGAUCCGCACCCUCGACUGUGCAUGAAGUUUACUGCAGGGUCCCAGUCCUGGACCAGGUGCCCUUUUACUGAUGCAAGAUUCCAAGCGUGGGAGGUGGUCGCCACCGGGAGACAAGGCCACGAAGACGUGAAGAUGUUGUCACAGAUCGCCGCAGAGUUUUCCGUGGGGCUGUGUGAGAGAUCCAAAGGCUCUGCCGUGUGCCAGAUCACCGAAACGCACACCAUACAUGCGGAGAAGAAUAAAGCUGUGGGCUUAAACCUGACAGGGAAACUGUGCGACUCUUGUCUCCAGGUGAAGAGGCUCGAUGUGAAGUUUGCCGCCACGGUCGUUCACUGUCUUCAGCAGUGCAAUCAAUCAUCGCACCUCAAACAUGCUAUCUCCAGCCAAUCCACUUGGAGCUGGACCUGGGUCGUUCUACCAGCUGGUGUUCUCCUCUCUGCCGUCAUAAUUGUCACCGUGGUGCUUCACAUACUGUUGACCGUGUAUCGGAGGAGGAAACAGAAAAGAAAUGGAGGAUGUGCGUUUGAAAGGCAAACCGAUCCUGCUUUUGAGUGUGUGGCCCCUGCAUUACAAACUAAACCUGUUGUCCACGGAGGGGUCCUCGUGCCUGAUUCGCCGCAGUACGUGAACACUGAGAGGGCCAAUUUAAUCUCUGACUGAUGGAAGAACGGUGCCCCGGUCAAGUGUUACCUGUAAAGUGCAGUAUGAAACUGUAAAGAUGUUACACGAACCAGAUAAGUUCUCUGUUGAACGCAGUGUACAAUGUUGAGACAGAUAUUUCAAACGUUACGCAUGUUACUGUAUACGUAUGUGCUGCUUAGUAUGCUUGUUAUAGACAUUGGCUGUUGUUUAUGUAUUCUGUGUGGUGUUUUUUGGUGAAAGUUCAUGUGUAUUAAACCUGCAGUGCGUAACUUUUUACAUGUAAAUUUACGUCAGUUUCUCUGCCGAAAGAGUUCACACAAUGCUGAUUAAGCCUAUCAUCGCCAGGUAAAUCUCUCGCACCGGUAGCGAUGUGUUUUACAUCAACCAGCAAAUGAUUGGUUUGCCUGCGCUGAAGGGCGGAGCAACGGUAGCGGACGGAGCAAGCGGAGUAUGGCGGAUUCUGUGGCGGGAAAAACCUAAGAAGCCUCCAAGAAAAGUUUGUGAUGCUCCAGAUAAAGACACAAAAGUUCCCCACUGCAGGUUUAAAGUUCAAAUAUUCAUUCAGCUUGCAGCUAAACGGUUUCCGUCCUAAUUUAAAUGUCUAUUUUCAAUAAAAAAAACCAAAACCUGCUGAUUUUAUUUUAUUUUUUUUACUUCUUUUUAGUUCACCAUAAUUUUAAAUGUAAUAAUGUUUCCUAUCUAAUUUUACUUGUAUUAGAUGCACACAGCGGCUACAUGCAGCAGAUCACUCACAACAUUAUGUAGGGGAAAUGUCGAAAUAUGGCAGAAUCACCGCUUUACCACACCAAGACUGUUGCCACACUGGAAUUUACGACAGUCAUGUCCCACUGUAUUGCAAGGUGUUGGCGUUAUUUUGUCCACACCCAAAGGCAACAGGUCUGCUUUGGUGUUUAAACGUAUCAGUUUCCAAGAAAUCACUUUUCACACCUCUUUGUUUGCACACUUGUUCAGGCAAGCCAGUGUUUGCUGCGCCUCAUCCUAUGCACAUAACUUGGAAUUGGAAACAUGAGCCAAGGCAAAUGCUGAGGUUGUUUUGUGAUUGCUGAACGUGUAAAUAAGCAGCGGCUGGCCAACGUGCUCGCCGUAUCUACUGACAGGUGAUCAUAUGUGGCAGAAAAAUCUGUUAGAGCAGGUUUAAAUAACACAACUGAUGCAUAUGUACCCAUGUAUACACAAAUAAUUCAUGGAGGUGUAGAUUUGUGGGAUGACAGUACAGCUAAUUCUUUUUCAGAAUCUCAUGAUCUACAUAAAAAUCAUCAAGCUAUGAAACACACAUUUCACUGUUUGCAUAUCAUUUCCAUUAUUUACACUGCAAGAGUAUUAAAAGCAUUUAAAAAGGG